CACCGCAGCAGCAGCAGCAACCACUGCUGGCAGCCCUGAAGGUGGCCAAACAAAUUGAGAUGGUAGCCAAGGCAAAGCAGCAGCAGCAGCAGCAGCAUCAGCAGCAGCAGCAGCAGCAGCAGCAUCAUCAUCAGCAGCAGCAGCAGCAGCAUCAACAGCAGCAGCAGCAGCAACAACAACAACAGCAGCAGCAGCAGCAGAAUUAUGCCAUGAAUGGGAUGCCCAUGAACCACCCACGAAUGAUGGGGCCGAUACAGGGCCAGAUGCAGAUGAUGCAGGGUCCGCGGGGUCCUCAGGUGAUGCAGGCUAUGCAGCAGGGCCAGUGGGGUCCAGGAAUGCAGAAUCCCAUGCAAAAUCCCAUGCAGAAUCCCCAGGGUCAUCCGUCACAGGUCCCUCCUCAACAAGGCCCCAUGGCCUCUCAGCAGGCUCAGGGAACUCCUAUGCCCCAGCAGGGCCAGCUGAUGCAGAGACCCAUAAUGCCUCAGCAACAGGGUCUCCAAAUGCCUGGGAUCAUGCCUCCCCAAGGGCCCUCACAGCAAGGCAUGACACCACAGCAGCAAAACAUGCCCCGGGGAAUGCCUGGAAACAUUGCUCCAAGUGCCCUGCAGGACUUGCUGCGAACCCUCAAAUCUCCCAGCUCCCCUCAGCAGCAACAGCAGGUUCUCAACAUCCUCAAGUCUAACCCCCAACUCAUGGCCGCAUUCAUUAAACAAAGGACAGCGAAGUACCAGGCCAACCCGCCACAGCAGCAGAUGCAGCAGCAGAACCCUCAGGCCAUGCUAGGGUCUCAGGCAGGAAUGCAGGCCAUGGCAGCCAUGGCAAACCAGGUGCAGAGGCCAGUGAUGGCACCCCAGCAGCAGCCUCCUCAGCAAGUAGGGCCCCAAAACAUGGCACCCAUGGGCCCCCAAGGUCAGAUGAUGAACGCUGCUCAAAAUGGCAAUCCCCAGCUGUACCGUAGACAACAGCUGCUCCGGAUGCAGCAGGCGCAGCAGCAGCAGCAGGCACAGCAGCAGCAGGCACAGCAGCAGCAGGGAGGAAUGCCUCAGAGCCAUAGUCAGUUCCCUCAGCAGCAGUCAGGGCCAGCUAGCUACUCCCAGCUUCGUAUGCAGCAAAUGGCUAUGCAAGGAGGUGGGGGCCCCAUGGGCCAGCUCCCUCCCACAUCCCAAAUGGGCCAACCUGGCAUGGGCAUGGAUGGGGCUCAGAAUCUCCUCCAGCAGCGCAUGCUUCAACAGCAACAGCAGAUGUUGAAGCAGCAGAUGGGUUCUCCAGCGCAGGCAAACUCGAUGAGUCCUCAAUCACACAUGCUCCAAGGCCAAGCCCAGGGAGGAGCUCAUCUACCUGGCCAAGUAAUGGCAAACUCAUUAGGAAACCAAGUCCGCUCCCCAGCCCCAGUGCAGUCGCCCCGUCCACCUUCGCAGCAGCCCCCGCAUUCCAGUCCAUCCCCACGAAUACAGCCGCAGCCUUCGCCCCAGCACGGCGCCCUCCACUCCAGUUCUCCUCACCCCAGCCUUGGAGGCCCCAUGUCAGGCUCCAUGGAGCAGGGACACAUGGGAACACCAGAGCAGAGUGCCAUGCUGCCGCAGCUUAACACACCAAAUCGAGGGGGGUUAAGUAAUGACAUGGGUAUGGUGGGUGACACGACGGGAGACACGUUGGAGAAAUUUGUUGAAGGAUUGUAGCAUUUCAUGACAGAAGGCCUUGUUCUGUUUUCAGCUGAGAAGAUUUUGUACUUGCUGAUGUAAAAAGCGAAAAAAAACAAACUAAUGAGUCAUAUGAGGCCUACGGACUGUGAACUUUCCUGAAACCAAGGGACUGCUUUUUCUUCCAACACAGAGUGAUUUAAUAGUUGCUGUUGAAAAGAAGACAACAAAGACACAAAGAAUAUAUUUUUGGUUCCAGACCAGCCAUGCAAGAAUUUGCCCUGGUCUUUGUGUUGUUUUAAUUUGUUUUUCAUUUGUUAUGCUCUGGUAUUGACUUUUUUAACAAAACUUCUCAAAACAAAAAAUAUUUCAAUUUAUUAUUCUUUUUUUAUUUUGUACCUUUGCAAAUUAAUAUCGUAUUUGUGUUGAGAAGACUGUAAAAUUAUUUGCCUGGGGAAUUUUUUGCCAGGUUUCACCUCUUGCUCAAUUUCUCUUGUUCCUGGCUAAUUUAUUCUAAUAUGCCAUUUUUCAAAAGGACUGCCUUUGGGAAAGCCUUAAUUUCUUUCCUGUUUGCAGAGUCUAUGGGAGAUUAACGUAUUUGUAUAGAUCUAGGAACUAUUGCACACACCCAAACACAACAUGCAGGUGUAAGAAAAACUUGCAUUGAAGCUUGUAAUGUUCACAGGUGCCAGAAUGUUCAGUUUACUGGCCCGGGCCCAGUAUUUGUCUUGCAGAUAUUUAAAAGAAAUUGCUUUGUCUCUCCUUCAGUAUAAAGAAAUUCUCAUUAAGUACUGAACCUCUUUUGCCUGUGGUGGGAAAUUAAUUUGUUUGACUGCUGAUUUGUAUUCAGAGAGAGUUUUGUGCAUCAUUGUCUCUCUUGCAUUAAACUUGAAUUGAUGAACUGUUCCCUAAUGUAAAUCAUGCAGCUAGACAGUACUGUAAAUAUGCAGAAAAUAAGAAUGAAAUCACUGUACAAACUGGUUCAAAUGGCUCAUUUCGUACUUAUAUACCAUAUUGUUAAAUAAACCUGUGUGCCACAGA
Messenger RNA from Paralichthys olivaceus (Japanese flounder), 2681 nucleotides. The record is from RefSeq and is a predicted model, not a curated record. NCBI's taxonomy places the organism in Eukaryota, Metazoa, Chordata, Actinopteri, Pleuronectiformes, Paralichthyidae.